AUGCUAAUCCUCUCUAUCUCUAACCGAGUCAACGUUUGUGCGGAGACCGGACAAUCUGUUGGAUCUAAUCCAAUUUCUUCUUCCCUUUCUCCUCGGGAGCUGCUUGCUACUGUUGUUUUGCUGUGAAUGAAUUCUGGUAGCUCUUAGAAAAGAUGGACGCAUCGGCCGUGGUCCGUGUGGUGGAUAAGCUCAGCAAGCUCAUCUACCAAGAAGCAAACUACUUGGGCAGCUUCCGCGACGCGGUGGAGUGGCUGAACAUUGAGCUGCACCGAAUCCAAUGCUUCCUCAAAGACGCGGAGCCCAAGGGAAGCAAGGGAGACGAAAGAGUGAAGAAUUGGGUGCGCGAGAUCCGAGACGUGGCCUACGAGAUCGAAGACCUCAUCGACAUCAUCGGAGCUGCGUCCAAGAGGAAGAAUCACCGGAGGAGAAAACGAACCUUCGUUGGGUUAGCGUCAAGAUAUGCCACUGCCCCCUUUGACUAUUAUUCCCGGCACCAUCUUCUUUGCGGUAUCGAUCGGAUUAAGGAAAAGAUCGUUGACAUUUCUAGGAGCAGAGAAAUCUUUGGCGUUUCCAAUUUUGGCGGUAGCCGCGAUCCUGAUCGUGUGGAUGUCAACCUUCCCACGCCUCUACUCGCGUCCCCUGAUUUCGAGGAUGAUGUCCAUCUCGUUGGCUUCGAGGAAGACAAGGAGCUACUGGUGCGGCACUUGAUCGAUCAGCAGAAUCAAUGGCGAAGCUUCGUUUCUGUAGUGGGCAUGGGCGGUCUCGGCAAGACUACCCUCGCCAAGAAGGUCUACCGUGAUCCUCGAGUCCGAAAGCAGUUCGACGUGCUGUGCUGGGUCAGCGUCUCCAAAAACUACAGAGGAGCCGAGUUCCUGAACUGCAUCAUCGAAAAAGUCAUGGGCCUCACCGGGGAGGAAUUGCUGAGGAUGAGGCGGGAGGAGCUCGAGAGGAAGCUCGAUCAGCAGUUCCAAGAACGGAGAUGCUUGAUCGUGUUGGACGAUGUCUGGCUGAGCAGCACAUGCGAAGACCUGAAACGGCUUUUCCCUGAUCACAAGAAUGGAAGCAGAGUCUUGCUCACCACUCGCAGUUUGGACGUGGCGAGGUCAGCGGAUCCCUCGUUCGCCCCCCACAUGCCUCGGUUCCUGGAUGACGACGAGAGCUGGGAGCUGUUGCAGAAGAAGGCUUUUCCGUCACGCAGAGGCCAUGAAAGGAGGUGUCCAGGAGACCUAGAAGAGGUAGGCCGAAAGCUAGCGAAGAAUUGCCAUGGCUUACCUCUUGCUCUGGUGGUGCUCGGGUCGCUUCUCUUCAAAAAGGGUCCUUUCCCUGCAACCUGGAACCGAGUGUUCGAGAGCUUGGAUUGGGAAUUCAUGGAGGAUGGGAACAAGUGUUUCGACAUCUUGGCUCUCAGCUACGAUGACUUGCCCGACGACAGCUUUAGAUCAUGCUUCCUGUACAUUUCUUCCUUCCCGGAAGGCUCGGAGAUCUUCGUGUCUAGGCUGAUCGAGCUGUGGAAUGCAGAAGGGUUCAUAAGGCCGAGGCCCAAAGAAGCAGUGGAGAAAACGGCGAAGGAUUACAUCGAUGAGCUCUCGCAGCGGUGCAUGGUGCAGGUGGUGAAGAGGAUCGCCGGCCAUGGGCCGGCGAAGUCGAUAAGAAUCCACGACCUGCUGCGAGAAUGGUGCAUAUCCAAGGCGAGAAUGGAAGGCUUUCUCCACGUCGUCGGCGGCAAAGAAAAGAACGCCGCCGCGAUAGAUGCGACGACGGCGUGCCGUCGCACGGCUCUCCCGGAUGGCCUGAACGGCGGCGGAGGACCGUACGUCCCCUCCCCCAAGCUGCGCGCUCUGCUGGCGUUCAACUGCAAGAACUUGGGGAAUUCCAAACAGCUCUCGUUCACCAGCCUUCGCACGCUCAGAGUGCUUUACCUCGAGGGAAGCUCAGGAAUCAUGAAACUUCCCGAGGACAUCAAGAGCAUGGUUCACUUGAGGUAUUUGGGAUUGAAAACCAGGCUGGUAGAGCUCCCGCCUUCCAUCGCCGACUUGCCGUAUCUGGAAGUCCUCGACGCGCGACUAAGCAGAAUCAUCCAGCUGCCGAGUAGAUUAUGGAGGAUCGCGACGCUGAAGAAGGUGUACGUCGGCUCCGUGGAACAGCCAGUUAAAAUCUCCAAGUUGGGGAAUUCUCAGAGCUUGCGAGUCGUAGAAUGGGUCGACAUCGCCGGAGGAUGGAUUGAGAGAACCGAGAACGAAAUCUCCAGCUUCCGCAAGCUGGGAAUUACAGGCAUUCAGCAGGCCCAUCGCAAGGCACUGACAAGAUUUCUGAGAAAAUUACGCCAUCUCGCCUCUCUAAACCUCUGUUUCUCCGAUCACGACGGAGAAAUCUUAACUCACGUUUUGAGGUCACUUUCCGACCAUCACGAGCUCCGCUCGCUCAAGCUGCACGGCCGAUACUUCCUAGCGAUCUCGCGCCGCGCUUGGGGGGCGUUUCCCCCAAACUUAACCAAGCUCGUGCUCAACAGGUUUGAGUUCCUGCAAGAUCCAAUGGAGGAGCUCGAGAAGCUGCGCCACCUCGUGGACCUUCAGAUCUUAGCCCCUGAAGUAGGGCACCAUCUCGUGGCGCCGGACUACAAAGUGAUGACAUGCUCCGCCGGAGGCUUCCCUCGCUUGCAGCAUCUGCAAAUGUACGGCCUCAAAGUGGAGGAAUGGAGGAUCGAGGCUUCGGCCAUGCGCAGCCUCACGAGCUUGACGGUGAUCAGCAUGGUGAAGCUGAGAAGGGUGCCGGAAGGGCUGCAGCAUAUCGCCACCCUGCAGGAACUAGCAUUCAACGACAUGUCGCGGGAUUUCUACAGGCGAAUCAAGGCGAGCGAGGGCGAGGACUGGCAGUUCAUUAGCCACGUUCCCUGUGUCAGUAUCCGAGAAGGAUUCAUGAAGAUCUGGCUCAGUGAUUCCUUCCCUAGCCAACAGCUCAAGGCCUUCAUAUUCUCUCGGAAGGCUGCUAAAGAAUUCAUCAUGGGAGGCAGAAGCAGCAACGUCCCAGAAAAGUUGCAGUUGGAAUUAUUAACGUCUGAGGAUUCGCCUGGGGUGUUGGAUGAAACGGAUACGGUGAUCGAGGGUAGAUAGAAGAUGUGACGAGGGACAGCUAAAGAGAAGAUUACCUAUCCACCUUCAGAUUUUUUUAUAAAAGGAGUGCCAGCUUGGACGACGGCGACUCGCCAUCCAAAAGCAAGCGCGCGUCUGAUUCCUUGCUACGCGGCGGCGUUUCCCUGCUCCUCCUACUCGCACCGACGAGUACGGCCAAAUGCCCGGCGCCCACGCGUCGGAACGACUGCUUCCUGUCCUUUUGAUUUGACCCGCCCCUUCACUCCCAGCUACCGCCUCGCCAGCAGCAUAAGACGAAUCGCCUCCCGUCUCUCGCUCCUCAGCAACGCAACCGACUGAAACAGAGCGCUAGCUGAUCGCUUGAUGGUGAUGGAGUGCCGCUGGUUGGAGAGGGUGGUGCUGCUCCUCCUCCGGCGACCUCGGCUCGCCGACCGGACCACAGGGGUCGGGAAGCUGCGGAAGGAGGUGAGUGAGUGCGAGUACAGAGACGUUCAAGUGAUGUGGGAGGUGCUGCAGCGGAAGGCCGCCGCCGACGACGAUCGGGAUAUGGAUCGCUGAGAAUCAAUGUAUAUAGUCUCCGGCGAGGCGGACGGACCUCCCUCUUCUUCCUUUCUCACUUUGGCUUCUAACUGUGAUUUAACUGAUGAUUAAGCUCUGUUGUGCUGUGUGUUUGAAUCAGUUUCAGAGAUAAUUUCAGUUUGAUUAAUUUAAAAUUUUGAUAUAAUUUCAAUGAAUUUGCUAUUUUAAGAA
This is a messenger RNA of Zingiber officinale, 3839 nucleotides long. RefSeq names its product probable disease resistance protein At1g58602. The transcript is spliced from 5 exons. The record is from RefSeq and is a predicted model, not a curated record. The coding region runs from base 153 to 3110 and encodes 985 amino acids. NCBI's taxonomy places the organism in Eukaryota, Viridiplantae, Streptophyta, Magnoliopsida, Zingiberales, Zingiberaceae. Gene Ontology annotation, biological process: defense response to other organism. Gene Ontology annotation, molecular function: ADP binding.